Molecule: messenger RNA, 1320 nt
Organism: Botrytis porri
Lineage: Eukaryota; Fungi; Ascomycota; Leotiomycetes; Helotiales; Sclerotiniaceae
Exons: 6
Coding region: 1-1320 (439 amino acids)
Biological process (GO): protein neddylation
Cellular component (GO): nucleus; cytoplasm
Molecular function (GO): NEDD8 activating enzyme activity
Source: RefSeq, a predicted model, not a curated record
AUGGCAACCCAAACACUCUCAAGAUGGACUUUUUUGGACAAUAUCCGUCGAACUCCUGGUCCAUUUACUGAUGAGGAGUUUGAUGGUAGCGAGGCAUGCACUGCUCUCCUCGAUCACAUGAAAAUCUUAGUAAUUGGAGCGGGAGGUCUUGGUUGCGAAAUCUUGAAGAAUCUAGCGCUAUCAGGAUUCAAGACGAUUCACGUGAUUGAUAUGGACACAAUCGACGUUUCAAAUUUGAAUCGACAAUUCCUUUUCCGCCAUAGCGAUGUUGGAAAGUCCAAGGCUGAAGUUGCAGCCAAAUUUGUAGAGAAACGAGUAAAGGGUGUCACGAUUGUACCGCAUAAUUGCAAGAUCCAAGAUAAGGAUGAGGAAUUUUACAUGCAAUUCAGCAUUGUUGUAUGCGGGUUAGACAGUAUCGAAGCCCGACGAUGGAUUAACUCUAAAUUGGUCGACAUGGUUGAUAUGGAAAAUCCGGACAGUCUGAAGCCAUUGAUAGAUGGAGGAACCGAAGGAUUUAAAGGUCAAUCACGUGUAAUCCUACCGACCAUGACUUCCUGUAUCGAGUGUCAACUUGAUAUGCACGCACCGAGAGCUGCAGUUCCUCUCUGUACGCUAGCUACAAUACCUCGCCAACCGGAGCAUUGCAUCGAGUGGGCUCACAUUAUGGCAUGGGAGCAAGAGAAGCCAUUUCCCAAGCUAGAUAAUGAUGAUCCAGAACACAUCACUUGGCUUUACAAGAAGGCUCUAACUAGAGCGCAAGAAUUCAACAUCCCGGGUGUUACUUAUUCUUUGACACAGGGAGUGGUCAAAAAUAUCAUUCCAGCAAUUGCUUCGACUAACGCAAUAAUCGCGGCAAGCUGCUGUAACGAAGCGUUCAAAAUUGCAAGCAGUACCAAUCCUUCUCUUGGCUUGGAGGAAAAUUAUAUGAUGUACAGUGGAGACGACGGCAUUUACACUUACACCUUCAAGCAUGAGAAGAAGGACGACUGUCCCGUGUGUGGAAACUUGGCAAGGGAUUUGAGCAUCGACCCCAAUUUGACUCUUCAGGAGUUCAUCGAUUCUCUUGCACAUAGACCAGAAGCGCAGCUCAAGAAGCCUUCGAUUCGUUCAGCUGACAAUAAGUCUUUGUACAUGCAGAGCCCGGAGAGCUUGCGCGUGAAGACCGAGCACAACUUGUCAAGGAAGAUGGGAGAAAUGACUGGGGACGGGGAUGAGGUUGCAGUAACAGAUCCGUCAUUGGGUUCAGUCAUGUUCAAGUACAGACUGAAAUUCUCCAGGGCAUUUGUGGUAGAUGCUGCGACUGAGAGUGUGUCCACUUAG